AUGCCUGGUCCACUCUCACCAUAUAUCACUCCCCCUCCCUCACUACCCGACUCGGUUUGUUCUUUUCGUCGAACGUCCCUGGACGAUAUCGAUCCUGAACCUCAUCCUCACCCCUUCCAAUACCGUCGCUUAUCUCUGGACGAUAUCGCUCGACCGAAACAUCACUAUAACCUCUCGUCUCGUCGCUCAUCUCUCAACGACAUCUCACAACCUGCUCAACAUCACUUUUUCCGACGCCACUCGGAAAUCUUUCGACCAACCCUCAACGCUCGUGUCCGUCUACCUCCUCUAUCUGCUAUUACCGACUGUAGUGGUGGUGAGGAUGCCGAAGGUGACGAUGACGAUAGUCGAUCGAUUGGACGAGCAGAUAAACGUCGUCGAGUGACCAGAGGUGGCAAAUCGGUCGAUAUCGUACCUUCACCUAGGAAAGACAGUAUUUCCAGAUCAGGUGAGGAUGGUGGGUCGACGUCACCAUCCAAUCAACCAAGUUUGCUGCCGAAUCGAAAUGGUCGAGGCAACGGACCACCAACGCUAGCACAUAUCAAACCCAUCGGAUUCGCCGCAUCUCGAGAAGCAAAGAGGGACGACGGGACUGGCUCACAGGCAUUGCCUUCUCCAGUGGUGAUGGGUUUUGAUUUCAAGACGAUUGAUGAAGAUCAACUCAAGACUGUCCGAGAUACGAUCUCGAUCAAAGAACAACAGCAGGCUUUGAUCGCUGCUCGAAGGAGAGAAGUAGCUCAAUCUCAACCUUCCACGCCAAAGGAAUUGACUUUCAAAGGUUGGGCACCGAAAGAUCCCGAAAAUCCCAUUCCGACACCCAGAGAAAGCUUCAGUACCGCCGCUGGACCUAAUGGUCCACCCCCUCCCCUCAGCGCCGGUGGUGGUGUAGGUAGAAGAAGGGAGAAGACAAGGGAUAAAGUCGAGAAGAUGAGUAUAGUCACUUCUGCUACUGAGAGGGAUGUCGUACCAGGAUCAAAGAGUGCACCACUCAAUCAAGGACUCGCAUCUCAACAGGCUUCGCCUCGAGAACCGCCUUCAGGUAGUCAGACUGCCGUGCCUCCACAUACGCUUCCUCCCAUCCAUGGAUACGGUCAUCACUCGCUUAAUGGUUUGACUGAUCCACGUACCGCCCCUCUACGACGAGGUGGAGAGGAACAUGAAUUUGCAAGGCAACAGGGACCUUCUUCGUCGUAUUACAACUUACCUCAAACACGACCUUUAGCUAGGCCGUACGAUACCCAAAGAGGACCUUCAACGGGGAUCCCAAGCGAGCGAAGGAACUUUUCUGUACCUUCAACAAACUUGCAACCACCUCGAUACGAGAUCCCCUCUCCGAGAAGAAUCAGUAAUGCUUCCACCUCGACGGCAGCUCAACAUCAACAACAAUCCAACUCGCCCAUCUCACCUAGAGUAUCUCGUGAGAUAUUCCUGGCACCCUUCAAUCAACUGUACGGCCUACUCAGCUCGACCGAUAGUCUGAGGUAUAAUCUGCAAGACCUACAUAAUCGAUAUGAAGUUUUGUUUCAACAGCAAUUAAGUCAAAUGACGGAGUUUAAAAGUACAGCCAACGCUUCAAAUACCCUCUUAGGCAAUCUACAGCAGUCUGCUGAUAGUUUGAAAGAAAUGGUUAGGUAUGAGGUGGAGAGGAAUAACUCGAAUAAGGAUAGGGAGAUUGAGGAGUUGAGAGAGAGGUUGAGGAGGUUGGAGGAAAGGGCAGAUGGGGAGAAGAAGGAUUAG
This is a messenger RNA of Kwoniella botswanensis, 1737 nucleotides long. RefSeq lists its product as uncharacterized. Lineage: Eukaryota; Fungi; Basidiomycota; Tremellomycetes; Tremellales; Cryptococcaceae. The record is from RefSeq and is a predicted model, not a curated record. The coding region runs from base 1 to 1737 and encodes 578 amino acids. The transcript is spliced from 3 exons.